This is a messenger RNA of Trichosporon asahii var. asahii CBS 2479, 2730 nucleotides long. RefSeq lists its product as uncharacterized. NCBI's taxonomy places the organism in Eukaryota, Fungi, Basidiomycota, Tremellomycetes, Trichosporonales, Trichosporonaceae. The record is from RefSeq and is a predicted model, not a curated record. Bases 1 to 2730 code for a protein of 909 amino acids. The transcript has 10 exons. Gene Ontology annotation, biological process: DNA-templated transcription. Gene Ontology annotation, molecular function: DNA binding; zinc ion binding.
AUGUUGCUGCCGGCGAUAGCCGUGAGAUUCGCGCUUUUGGACCGCGAUGAACCGUCUUGCCGCUUUGUUGUUGCAAUCCUUCCCAUCCCCCCAUCCCCAAGACUUCCCGCUAGCGCCAUCCGUCCUCUCUUCCUCGGUCAGAGCAGUGGCUUAUCGCUUCAAACGUACUCUCCUCGACCUCGCUGUGCAAUUGCAAGCUGGCUGCCGUCAUUGCAACGUUCGAGGAAGACGAGGAAGACACGAGGAAGAUACGCCAUGAGCACUCCAGAGGGCCGCGAGAGCCGGUAUCAGCUGACAAGCAGAAUGUCAUCGCCUCAAGCUCAAGUGCGACCGGCAAACCGCGGGGAGAACCCCAAUGAAGCCUCCGGACCCGUCAUCAACGAGAUGAGGGAGAGGUUGACCGCGAUCGAAACGAUGCUGUUGCGGUUCGGUGAGCGGGCGGGUCGGAGUCGAUCACGGUCACGAAGCUAUGACCGGGAGCGCGAUCGCGAUCGCGACCGGCGGUAUCGGCGAGGAUUUUCUCGGAGUCACUCGCCCGACAUCGAUCACGAUCGGGGGCGGCAUAGAGAUCGUGAGCGGGAUCGAGAGCACGGUGGAGACUUUUGGUCAGACCGAGGGCGAGACCGAUCAGACCGACCGGGCCAAAUCAGCAACGCUCGAGACGCACGCGAUCGAGAGUGGGAACACAGAAGGGUGGCCUGGGACGAUCGAGGGCGCACGAGGGGCACGUCAAGAGAUCCACGGGACGAGCCACGUCAGCUCAGUCGACAACCGUACUCUACUUCUCCUAUUCAUCAACGUCAAGAGCCGCAGGACAAUUACGGCACCCUCGUUAUUGACAAGAGUGGACGUAGCAAGUGGCUCGGGCCUACCGCUGGAACAGAAUGGCUGAAGAAUGUGAGCUACCCGAUUCCUCCUGAAGCUGACUGGCAGCAAGAACUGUCUUCCUCGGCGAGACCAAGGUCAACAUCACCUCAAACAUCCUCCCCGACACGAGUCGAUGAGAGCGGCGGUCUAUUCCCGUUCCCGAGCUGGGGUCCUCCACCGACAAUGGAUACACUGACGAGCCAUCUGCCCGCGCCCGAGGUUGCAAGGGAUCUUCUCGACUGCUAUUACGAGAACUAUGCGUGGAACCACGAUGUCGCUCCUCGACAAGGCGUGGAGCCCAUCUUCAACAAGGUGUACGAGCACUCUGACGAGCCCCUGGCUCAACGGGUGCAUCUGCAGCAACUAGCCCUUCUCUUCAUCAUCUUCGCCAUGGGAGCACUGCACAACCCAGAAUUGCCACCCCACCACCCCAGUGCCGAGCAUCACUUGGCAGCCUCCCGAUGGUGCCUCGUCAAGGGAGACUUCAUGGGCGUCAACACUGUCCCCGGCUUGCAGGCCCUGGUUAUCAUGGCCCAUUAUCAUCUUGAAACGGAGAAAGGUCGAAGCGGGGACAGCGCAUGGCCGUUGUGGGGUCUCGCAAUGCGCUUGGUCACUGCCAUGGGUCUGCACAUUGACGGCGAACGGUGGAACCUGCCGGACCAGCUCGCUGCGCUCCGAGCACAUCGACACCGAGUUUCCUUCCUACCCAUCGACAACGCCCCACGAUGCUUCCUGGAGCGACAAUGUCUUCCGGCAGCUCAAGUUCGAGCUAUGCCGGAUAUCGGGUGCGGUGCUGGACCAGGCGAUGUCCGUGAGAUCGACGCCGUACUCGAAGAUCGGCCAACUGUACGACAGGCUGUGUACCUUCGAGCGGCAGAUUCCGUUCAACCUCCGUUGCCGAACUGCGCUGCAGGCUCUGUCGAGUGUGUAUCAGGACACGGAGUCGGCGAUCAAGGACAGCCCGAACAUCAAGCUGGACAACCUGCACCUUACAUUCCAGCAGUUCACACUGAGCCUGAACGUGAGCGAGACAAUCAUAUUCCUGCAACGCCCGUACUUCAUCAAGGCACUGCAGGAGAAUCCAAAGGAUCCGACGAAGAGCAUCUACGGGAAGAGCUAUCUCGCUAUCGUGGAGCGAUGUACCGUGAGUUCAGCUGCGAUCGGCCGCCAAGAUCAGCUGUUAACGCCCAGGUGAUUAUCGAGGUUGUCGCAGGCCUGUACGAGUGCUUCCCGCGAGUUACAGCGCGUCACUGGUUCUUUUGGUACCACCUCUUCACCGCUGCAAUCUGCAUUGGCACGAUGAUCAUCAAGAACAGUUCAAACCCUCUCUCGCAGCUGGCGCUGGUCCAGAUCGACCAUGCGAUCAAGCUCUACUCCUCCGUGAUCAAGCUGAACCCGACCCCGAGUCUAAUCCAGAACCACCAGUGGCUGUUGCACUUGCGGCAGCGCGCGCUUGCAGCUUCAGAGCAGGAAAGCACUGGUGGCUCAUCCGCGCCUCGAGAGAGCAUCGAGGACGACGACGACGACGACAUCGACGUAAAGCUAAUGGGCUGGCGCACGCGGCUGAUCCAGCGCGCGACCGCCGCAAAGAAGUACACCCCACCUCCGUCGACCGGCGUCCCCGCUCAACCGCCCACGGCUCCCGUCCCGCAGCUCGACGCCGUGCUGCAGCAGCACAUGCUGCAGUCUGCGCCGCAGAGCACAGACAUGUCGACGGACCUCUUUUUCUGGGACCCGACAAUCAUGCUGGGGUCGCGCGAAGACGCGGGCAGCAAUGGACAGCUGGUGGAACUGGGACCCGACACAGCUCAUGGGCAACGUGGGCAUGAUGGGGAUGCCGCCGUCGUGAGUCAGUUUACCUAG